AUGGACACUAUCAAUGUUCAUGAUGUGGAUAUUGAUACACCUAAAGUGAAAGUUACAAAUAGGUUUCAUUGGGAUCCUCAUACAUUCAAGAUAUUUCUUGAGGAAUGUAUGACCGAGCUAAAAAACGGGAAUAGACCAGGAACUUAUUUCAAACAGGCUGCAUGCCAAAAUAUAUGUAAGAGGCUUUUGGAACGAACGGGUAAAGAAUUGGACAGAAAUCAAAUGAAAAACAAAUGGGAUAUUAUGCAGAAAGAGUUCAAAUAUUAUGACCGUUUAACAAGACAUGAAACAAGAAUUUCAACUGAUCCCAUGAGAAAUAUAAUCUCAGCGUCAAAGGAAUGGUGGGAUGAGAAAAUAAAGUGUUUUUGGAAGAUAAAGAGUAUGCUAAGUUUAAGGAUAAGAAUUUGGAUGUAUAUCAGACAUAUUACGAGGCUUUAUUCGGGAUACCUAGCUGUUGGAGACAAGGCUAAGGUACCUUGCGAAUUUGGCAACGGUAGCACUUCAGAUGAUGUACAGUUUGUGGAUAUUACGGAUGGAAAAGCGGAUAUUGACGAAGUCCGCUUAUUUAAAGAUGUUGAUCCUUUUCUCACAUAUGAUAGUUCUAGUAUGAAAAGGAAGGGAAAGAAGUUAACUCCCAGGCGUGACAACAAAAGAAAAUUUGAAGGGAAAAAUUAA
Lactuca sativa (garden lettuce) is the source of this 675-nucleotide messenger RNA. NCBI's taxonomy places the organism in Eukaryota, Viridiplantae, Streptophyta, Magnoliopsida, Asterales, Asteraceae. The record is from RefSeq and is a predicted model, not a curated record.